Anolis carolinensis (green anole) is the source of this 9613-nucleotide messenger RNA. It is a transcript of the gene tead1, whose product is annotated as TEA domain transcription factor 1. Gene Ontology annotation, molecular function: DNA-binding transcription factor activity, RNA polymerase II-specific; RNA polymerase II cis-regulatory region sequence-specific DNA binding. Gene Ontology annotation, cellular component: transcription regulator complex. Gene Ontology annotation, biological process: hippo signaling; regulation of transcription by RNA polymerase II; embryonic organ development. Bases 566 to 1867 code for a protein of 433 amino acids. The record is from RefSeq and is a predicted model, not a curated record. The transcript is spliced from 14 exons. Lineage: Eukaryota; Metazoa; Chordata; Lepidosauria; Squamata; Anolidae.
AAAGAGAGAGGGAGCUGCCUCUCUAUAGGAACCCUGGGAUUAUUUGUUUCCCCCUUUGAAAGGCAUCUUUGGCCAACUCCUUCCCUUCCGUGUUCCUGGUCCUCCAAAGGGAGUUGUAGUUGUCUUCUUUGUUCCCUGAAUUUACCCUCUGGAAGAAAGGAAGUCAGCUUGCAAGGAGAGGAGGGAAGGAAGGAGGGAGGGAGGCAAGUUGAUCCAAAUCCAAAGGAAAGUUCAAGAAACAAGCCUGCCUUCAGCCAAACUCGCUCUCUGAUCUUUUGCGAGCACAUAAUCCUGGUGCUUGGGUUUAUUUCAUGUCCACUGAUGUCACCCUGCAAAAAAAAAAUGUUGUGGGAACAAAAGAAAUGCCAGCCCACCUGUGUUUCUCAAGAGAGUUGUUAAGGCGUUAGAAGCAAGCUGGGGAAAUGAAUAGUGGCCUCUGUAAAAGUCUCAAAAAACUUAAUUUAUUCUGCUGAAACUUCCAGGCUGAGGCUUGGAGCACCCAGCCGGCACCAUUGAGCCCAGCAGCUGGAGCGGCAGUGAAAGUCCUGCCGAGGACAUUGAAAGAAUGAGCGAUUCAGCAGAUAAACCUAUUGAUAAUGAUGCAGAAGGAGUCUGGAGCCCAGAUAUUGAGCAAAGCUUUCAGGAAGCACUAGCUAUAUAUCCCCCAUGUGGACGAAGGAAAAUUAUAUUGUCUGAUGAAGGCAAAAUGUAUGGUAGGAAUGAACUAAUAGCCAGAUAUAUCAAACUUAGAACGGGAAAGACACGGACCAGGAAACAGGUGUCUAGUCACAUACAGGUCUUAGCAAGGAAGAAAGUUCGAGAAAUCCAAGCCGCCAUUAAGGUGUCUAGUCACAUUCAGGUUCUUGCCAGAAGGAAAUCUCGUGAUUUUCAUUCCAAGCUGAAGGUAACAAGCAUGGAUCAGACCGCAAAGGACAAAGCACUUCAACACAUGGCAGCCAUGUCAUCAGCUCAAAUAGUAUCUGCAACAGCGAUUCACAAUAAGUUGGGCCUGCCAGGAAUUCCCCGUCCUACGUUUCCUGGAGCACCUGGUUUUUGGCCAGGGAUGAUACAAACAGGACAGCCUGGAUCUUCACAAGACAUAAAGCCAUUUGUUCAGCAGGCCUAUCCUAUACAGCCAACAGUCGCAACCCCCAUUUCAGGGUUUGAACCUGCAUCAGCCCCAGCACCCUCAGUCCCUGCUUGGCAGGGUCGCUCCAUUGGAACAACUAAACUUCGACUGGUAGAAUUUUCAGCUUUUCUUGAACAACAAAGAGAUCCAGAUUCUUAUAAUAAACACCUCUUCGUACAUAUUGGACAUGCCAACCAUUCUUACAGUGAUCCAUUGCUGGAAUCGGUGGACAUUCGUCAGAUUUAUGACAAAUUUCCUGAAAAGAAAGGUGGCUUGAAGGAGUUGUUUGGAAAAGGACCUCAGAAUGCCUUCUUUCUAGUAAAAUUUUGGGCGGACUUAAAUUGCAACAUACAAGAUGAUACCGGGGCAUUCUACGGCGUAACGAGUCAGUAUGAGAGCUCAGAAAACAUGACAAUCACAUGUUCCACCAAAGUCUGCUCAUUUGGGAAGCAAGUGGUAGAAAAAGUAGAGACUGAAUAUGCACGGUUUGAGAAUGGUCGGUUUGUAUUCAGAAUAAACCGCUCUCCAAUGUGUGAAUAUAUGAUCAAUUUCAUCCACAAGCUCAAACAUUUACCAGAGAAAUAUAUGAUGAACAGCGUCUUGGAAAACUUUACAAUUUUGUUGGUUGUAACAAACAGAGACACACAAGAAACCCUACUUUGCAUGGCUUGUGUAUUUGAAGUUUCAAACAGUGAACAUGGUGCACAGCAUCACAUCUACAGGCUUGUAAAGGACUGAAUAGUUAUUUAUAGACAAAUUACAUUAUAACUCCUUCUGAAAACACAGACUGUCAACCUCAACACUAAGUGACAGUUCCUUUGGCUGAGCUUUUCCCAACUUUUUUUCCUAAACCUCAUUUUAGUGUGUCAGUAUAUAUUGUAGCUGUGAAAUUUCUGGUACAGUUGUACAAAUUCUUUCAAAAACAAGUGUUCUUCAAAUUUAUAUUAAACACCAUUCUUUGGGGAGACUGUAUUUAAACAUUUCAAAGCCUUUCUGGAAAUUUUGUUGUUGUGUGAAAAGAAUAUGAGGACAUUUGCCAUGGGAAAACUUAACAGCAAUUAAACGAGUUUGUGAGGUAUUUUGUCUAAAUUAAUAAAAGCAUGUUUUUAAGAUGGAGGUGAAAUUGAAAUGAAUUUUAACUAUAAGCAUAAAAUUAGCACACAAAUUCUUUUUAGAAUUAUCUUCAUAAGUGAUUACUGUGGAAGAUACAUAUGAAUGUAAUUCACUAAAUUAUUUUAUAAGUGCAACUCAAUUUCUGUUUGAAGCCAAAUGACAAACAUAGCCUUAAGAAAUGCCUGUUGGGAGCAGACAAAUCCUAAAAGUAGACAAUUCUCUCCCCCCCCCCCCCCCCGCUUUCUUUCUUUUCUCUGUAUUAAAACUAAUUUUCUAAUUUAUUAAACCUUUCAAUCAGGUAUUGCAAAGCGAGAAGAUUUUAUUCAUUUUACUAAUUAAAUCUAGUGCAUUAAAAAGACAAAAAGUAUUGUACUAAUAAGGAGAUUUGAUUAUUUAAUUUACAAGAUGGCUCGUUUUGCAAUAACUUGUUAAAUACUGAAAAAUUAGACUUAUAUUGUAUGCAAUUAUGGGUGUGCUUAUAUAUUAUAUGAGAAAUUCUUUGAUUUGUAUCAAUUUUCCCAAUGACCCAAGAUAUUGCAACACCAAAAUGAUCAAAUGUAAAGGGUUUUUAAAGUGUUGAAUUGAAAUUCUUUUGUCAAAUGAAAAAAACACCCCAAAAAGUGAUUGAGAAAACAAUGGCAUAUAAGCAAAAGGUUCAUCUGUUUUAAUGUGUUUGGAGUGCUACUAAACCAGGAAUCCCCACUGAUAAUUUCAAAUUGAGGUAACCCACUGAUCUGAAAUUAGCCUAGUGACCACAUUAGCUGGUCUGUCAGAUGUUUCAGGGAGAUACAAUGUUGACUUUGUACUGAAUCAGAUUAAUGGCCCAUCUGUUUAUUGCAGUUUUCUCCUAGGUCUCAGACCUUCUUUAUGUAAAAUUACUGUUCUAACACCAAGUUGUAGCCCAGUUCUAGUAAAUCCCAUUUUUCUAAACAAGAGCAUUGCCAAGCCCAUGUGCAUGUGUGAAGCAGAAAUUUCACAGGCGUGUCUUUAAGACACUGUUAUCAAGGGUCUAAUGCGAUAUGGCUACAAACUAUGGGGCUUCAGACUUGGCAUUGGCUCAUGUGGUCCAUUCCCAUCUUUCUUUUCCUUGUUGCUCAAAAAUUUGCUGCUAGUAAUAAAAAAAAUUAGGGAAGAGGCCACUUUUCCCUCUAGCUUUAUAUAAACUUUCAUUAUAGGAUAAAAUCCACUAAAAUUGAUAUACUUUAUUAAGCCAACUAAAAUGUGUGAAAGACAUGCAAGUUUUCAAAGCUUCAUUGCUUCUUCAUCAGGCAACGAUUUCUGCUUCAGAAGCAUCUUGAGUAAAUGAUGAGUUCUUCCCAAAAGAAAAGAUACCUACAAUGUAAUCCUAUACAUGUCUACUCAGAAGUAAGGUCCAUUGAGAUUAGUGGGACUUACUCCCAAGGUAAGGGUGUAUAGGAUUGCAGCAUUAGUCACAUUUAUAUUUGUCAAUGUUAAACUGUGCCCGAUGGUGCAGCGGGUUAAACCACUGAGCUGCUGAACUUGCUGACCGAAAGAUCAGCAGUUCGAAUCUGGGGAGCGGAGUGAGCUCCCGCUAUUAGCCCCAGCUUCUGUCAACCUAGCAGUUCGAAAACAUGCACAUAUGAGUAGAUCAAUAGGUACAGCUCCGGUGGGAAGAUAACAAUGCUCCAUGCAGCCAUACCGGCCACAUGACCUUGGAGGUAUCUUUGGACAACACUGGCUCUUCAGCUUAGAAAUGGAGAUGAGCACCAACCCCCAGAGUUGGACAUGACUAGACUUAAUGUCAGGGGAAAACCUUUACCUUUACCUAAACUGUGAAUAGUACACAGAUGUUUUAUGCAGUUCUCACAUUCUAAACAAGUACUCUUUUUCUGAACCUUUUAUCAUGUUGACCCCUGCCUUCUGUCUUUUGUGUGUCGUUUUGUUUAUAAUUCAGUUCUCUGGUCAGAAGAGAUGCUGCAUCCCAGGAUCUGGUGCAAAUGAUGAAAGUAAAACAUCUAAUUUAUUACCCAUGAAUGUGCACAUACACACAAAAGUUUAGAAGGGAGAGUCUGAUAAAUUGGGAGCAUAAUCCCUAUUCUAAAUGUGUAAACCUUCAAGGCCUGUGUUUGUGGACCUUUAGAACCUUGAAUCGGCCCCUAGAUAUCAGAAGCAUCCAAAUUUAGAAAGAGAUGAUACCUUAGUGGCAGUGGCAGCUAAUACACAAGGGAAUGCUGCUUCAUGCAUGCUUAUGAAUAUUUUCAGGAGGCUGCCUUGUGUGAUUGGUAUUUGUAAUGUAAAUAUGCAGGCUGUUUGUUAUUAUGUCUUCAUGGAAAUCUGUGAACAUUCAGAAUUAUUCAACUCAAAUGUGAGGGUAGUGGAAUACCCAAUGGAUAAAACUCCAUAGUUCAAUCUGUUAUUGUAGCAAAUUGUCAGAAAAGGGCUAGCUAUGAUAUUUCAGCUUCUAAUCUAGAGAGCUGCACAAUGUGUACAGUCUUGUGUGCCGUCUUCCAGUCAUAACCAUACUGGGCCCUUCUGAACUGGCAAUCUCUGCUAAAACACGUGCACUAUCCGAAAAGGCAGAAUGUGAGUGUAGUUGAUUAUCUUAUCUACUUUAUCUUAUAUGCCUUAGGUGGGCAAGUAUAACUCUAAGCCAGGGAUAAUAGUGAAUCUUGGAAGUCUUUUGCAUGUUCAGUGUCUUUGGACCCACAGAUAUUAAGACAGAUGGACCUCCCAGAGCUACAAUCUUAUGCACAUUUGCCUGGGAGUAGAUUCUAUUCGAUUUUUCUGGGUAGAUUUGCAUAGAAUUGUGAUCUCAUUCACUUUAAAUCUGAAAACUGUGGAACUGGGUGUUUCUAGCUGAGCCUCUUAAUUAACAUUAACAAUGCAUUUGACAAAACCAUUGGAUAUUACCCAUCUAAAGUAGCCCUUUAUUUGAAGCACUUGGUGUUAUAAGCCUAACAUUAUUUUUACAAAGAUGUUAUCCUACUUUUAUUGGCUUUUGAUCAAUUUAUUUUAACCAAGAAGAAAAUUAAAUGCUAAAAAUUAUACAUCUCAAGAAAACUUCUUGAGGUAUAUAAAAUAGUCAAUUUGCAAACCAGGUAUGCUACUUCUUCUCCCCUUUCCCUCCCUGUUAAUACAGUCUGCAACACAUGUUUAACAACUAUUCUGUUGGAAGAGUCACAAUGUUUCUUGGUGUUCAUUUUUUGUCAAGCUUAUGAGGAACUGUUUGCCUUGUCAUUAACUUUAUGUGAAUGUAAAUGAUUCAAUCCCCUGUGCAUGUUUCUUCUGGAAAGCCUUAAGUCUGUCAGAUGUUCGAUGUGGAUUGUGUAGUCCAAAAGGCUGCCUGUAAACUGUGAGCUCUUUUGUAAGCUGGAAGCAUCUCUCUUGUUACUGUUACGCUGUCGUAGGAACUUCUUAAGUCCGAGCUGCCAAAGCAUUACAAUAUGCAGUGCCUUAGUGCUAUAUUAGAAGUACCUUUUCCCCUAUCACGCCAAUUUUAUGUAGUCCAAUAAUUGGUUUACUUAAACAAAAUAAUAAAAAAUCUAGAGAGAAGCCUUUUGACUAUGUGGUCUUAGACAGCUUUCUAUAUAAAUCAGUCCCUGUUACUACAUAGUAGAAAUACUUAUACCAAAAUGAAAUGUUAACAGCUCCAGAAUUUUCUGCAGAAAGCGAAUUGUAUGAAUAAUGCUGCCUUCUUAAAUUUUCAUGACCAAAUACUUAAACCUUUGUGACUCUGCACUCUUGCAUGCAAGUGCCUUUGGUUUUAAAAUUCCAGCUUAGAAAAGUGCUGCCAUAAUAAUUACAAUUUGUAGAGACCAAAAAUGUUUAGAAAUCACCAUAAUGCCUUUGGGUUAUUGGAAAUCGUCAAAACUAACAGGCCUUCAUUCUAUUAAAAAGUACCUUUUUAUCGUAGCAUGCUUUUUGCAAAUCUCAAGAGUGCAUAUUGCUGAAAAACUAUUCUCCAUGCUAUUCAGCUGUUUGUCACUGUUCCUGCAGCAUUGCUGAUUUGCAAGUAUAGGAAGCAGUCAGUACAAUAUGGCCCCUCCUAUCCAUGGGGGAUGUGUUCCCAGAUGUCAUGUCAAUGUGCAAAACCACAGAUAAUAGCAAACACUAUUGAAAUGAAGGAACUCUGUCCCAAGUGUCAUGGUGGGGGAACUAAACAUGCCUAGAGAGGAUAUAUUUUGUUGAUGUGGAUAAAUGAAACCAUGGAUAACGGUCCUGCAGGUACAAGGGUUGUGCUGUAUUUCAUAGCCUUUACCAUGUCUUUCUCCAUCCAGUCUUGGAUCUGAGUAAUACAAGUCUGUGUAAAUAUCAGAAUUUCAGGCAAAGGACAGCUAUGACUUUAUCAAUAUAGUUAGUUCUAAAUCUGUGAAUAUGGUUUUUUCUUUCUCUUAAAUUUGCACUUAUUUUGUUUACAAAGUUGAAUGGUUGGAUGCCUAAAAUUGAAAAUGAAAGUAUGGAUCAAAAUGUAUCUGUCAUCUAACCUGUGCUUUCUAGCAUCAAAUUGUUAGGAAUGAAUGAGAAACAUCACUGGAAAAUAUUUUGGACUGGCAUCAUCCACACUUUCCUGUUAUCACUGCAGGAAAGAUAGCAACUUCAAAAAAUUGUGCCAUUUUAACUCCAUCUGUGAAUUUAGGCAAUGCCAUUUAUUUCAAAAGAUUUUGACAACAUUGACAUUGAUUCAGAGGGACAUAACAUAGUUAGAAAUCAUCACUGAGAAGUAAUAGCAGUAAAACCAAAAGUUGGAAGAGGGGAUUUGUAGCUGUGAAUACAUUUUUGUUUUUAAUAUAGUAACAUAUGUUUUAUUUAAAAUUAAUUUGUGGCACAAAAAGUAGUGAAUAUUUGUUUUCCCCCCCUUUCUUUUCUCUUCAACACUGCAGUCCUAGGCAUCUCUACUUAGAAGUAAGUCAGGUGAAUUCAAUUGGGCCUACUCAUUGAUAUGCGUGCCUAGGAUUGUAACCUAACUUUAUACCCAUUCUAGUCCUCAAAAGAUCCCAAUCACACUUAGUCUCUUCCCAAAUCAAAAUUAGUAAAGAUUGCUUGGCCUCAAAAGUACAUUAUAUAUAUUUACAACUAUUAACUAUAUCUGCUGAGACAGAUAUAGGUAAACAAGUGGCUGGAGUAUAUUUUAUUGCAAAGGAAUCGUUUUUAUUUAUUGUCUUAUGUACAAAAUUUUAAAAAGAAAUAAUGGUACAAUUUAUGGCAGUUGAAGCAUAGCUCGCUUUACAAAUGUAAUUUUGUACUUACUUGAAUUCUAGGUUGGUUUAUUUAGGUACUGUACCACUAUGAUGUGUAAGUUGCAACAUAGAUCUCUUUUCCCACUUUCUAUCAAUGCUUGAGCCCCGACAGUUUAGCAACUGCAGUGAGUUCAGCUUUUUUGUUUCGGGCAUCGUUACGUAAUAGAGUGAAAUAUUACACUGAAUGGAAGCAACGGACAAUUAGAAGUCACAACAAUUGGGAAAUGAUAAAACUGUACAUUUUAAUUCCUCUUUCUAAUUACUAGGGCACAUUUAUUUUGAUAUGGCAGUUUGGGCAUCCUGUCAAACCGUUGGUAGAGGUAACCUAGCUGUGGUUUAGCAUGUUGCCUGAACUGACAACGUUUUACAAUCUGCUAUUAAGCCAGAAUCAGAAGCCAUGGUCUGAUAUUAUUAUUAUUUUCAUGCUUUGUAUAUGAUAAGACAAAUCAUAGUUGUGGCCAUUGCUGUAGAAGCAACUGCAUCAUGGCAGUAGGAGUGAACUUAUAAUACUGAAUGCUAGAGAUAGAAUGCAAGUAGACAAGUAGCUCAGAACCAUGGUUUGCCUGUUACACAUUCAGAAACUCCAACCAUGGUUCAAACAGGUAAUAACUACUGUAAACAUAAACAAUGGCUUGCCAUGUUUUCUACAUUGAGGCAUUUAGGAUUAUUCAGUGACAUAGCAGUGCUAUGGCUUUCAACAUGGCCCAUAUCAUCAACCAUCCUCAUGCAACACAUAUAUGGCUCUGUUGGGAUCAAUAUGUAUAGCCUACAUUGCCUGUGAUGCUGCUGAGACAUUUGUCCACAUGCUGACAGUCUAGCCGGGAGUGACACUCCAUAGCCUUUGCCACAGGUGGUGGAUUAAAUCCCUUCAGCGCUUGCACAAUAUUGACAGCUCCAGAUUUGGGGGCAACAGCACCAGGUAAAGCAUUUAAACAGCAUUCCCUGCCUCAUUGAUCACCAGCAUCAGAAACUGUUUAGGGGCAGCUGCCACAGGCUACACAUAAUGUGUAAACUGGUCCUUAUUUCAAUCCAUAUACUCAGGUUGAUUUUCUUUAUUCUGUUUUUUCUUUUACUUUCUCCCACCUCUUCCCCUGAGAACUUAAUUGAACAUAUAAAGAAGUUUGGCAGUCUUGAUCUCUAGGCCAGCAAGAUAGUUUGACUCAGAGAUAUUCUUUAAGUGUCAAUUCACUCUUAAAUGCACUCAGUUCAUCGAGAGGAUAUGCCCUGUUACCUCCUUACAGAAUCUUUCUCUUUCCUUUAUAUUUUGUUUCAUUUCCUUCUUUCCUUUUAAAUGGGCCUUUACUUCAGGCUCACAACUGCAGAAGAAGAAAACCCUACAACAUGUGCCUGAAAAAGACAAAAGAAUUUUAUAACAGUUUUUGAAACCUGAAUAGCCUUUAAUUCUUUAAUAUCAGUACAUUUUAUGUAAAAUGGUUUUACUUUUGAUUUUUUUAUUUGCCACAUGCAUUUUGUUCACAUUUGUAAAUGACUUAAUGGAAUUCUCACUUUGUUUAUUUGUGUAAUGUGUAUAAACUGGGUUUGUGACUUAAGCAUAUUCAUAUAUGGUCAGUGGUUACUUUAAUAUUGUACUGCUGCUGGUUCUUUUGAGGGGUGGGAUGUAGAAUCUGCCUUUGGAUGACAAAGUACCUCUGGCUUUGACACAGAGGGAAAGCUCUUUUUAUAUAUACAAUGAAACUUUUCAAAUCUUGUCUUAACAUAUUUUGAAGUUUUCAAAACGAGUUUCAAUCAAACCUUUUGGCAGUACAGUAUUCUUGUAUUUGUUGUUGUCUGUGUGUAGGUGCUGGUACCUUUUUGUUUUUUAAAAAAUGUUUUAAGUGUUGGCUUUAAAGUGAAUUUAUCUUUAGUAUGAUAGUAAUAUGAAAAUUAUAGGGUUUGUGUGCAGAGAAUUUUUUUAUAAAAGUGCUUUGUAAAAACAAAUGUAUUCUAGCUUUCGCGGUACAUAUGUGUGAUAACUUUAAUAUCCAUGACAGUUAAGUGCAAUUAUUUCAUCACUCUAAAAAUGCUAUUUUUGUGUCGGUUACUGCAGGUGUUCCAUGUCUUUGCAAAGUGACACAUUUUGAUGCCUUCUUGAUAAAGUGGUAGAUUUUUUGUAGCUUUCUAGAAACUUUGUAUUCAUACAGUAUCGAUUGAAAAUAAAGAAAAUAAAAUGGUU